Messenger RNA from Ornithodoros turicata, 636 nucleotides. RefSeq lists its product as uncharacterized. The coding region runs from base 1 to 636 and encodes 211 amino acids. Lineage: Eukaryota; Metazoa; Arthropoda; Arachnida; Ixodida; Argasidae. The transcript has a single exon. The record is from RefSeq and is a predicted model, not a curated record.
AUGGAGCGGGUCAAGUACAAGAGAGCGGCCAGAAGGGCUCAAGCAACGAAGCUCUGCAACGAGGUUGCUGAACUCAGAGCGGACUUAACAGUGACGGACGUAACGCUGAAAGCACUCUUGGGCAACCUUCAGACUGCCGACGUAGCCCUUCGAGCGGUGAACGACGAAAUCGAGCCUCUGUUUGGAGUAGAGGAGCUUCAAGAGGAGUAUCAGGGCGCAAUCAGCUACGAAGAGAAGACCGUAAAAGCCAUAGUGGAGAUCCAGUCACGUUUGGAUGAGUUGAGACUGGACCCUGUGCAGACACAGAGCGGAGUCAACCCUGGGCAGUCGCAGAGCGGAGUCAAACUCCCGAAGUUGAAGCUCCAAACUUUCUCAGGCGAGUUGACAAACUGGAUAUCUUUUUGGGAGCAGUAUCGUAGGGCAGUUGAUGAGAACGCAAGGUUGGCGAAGAGUGAGAAAUUUCAAUACUUGAGGACCUUGUUGAAAGGAGAUGCAGCAUCAGCUAUUCGAGGUCUACAGGCAACAGCGGCAUGCUAUGACGAUGCUAUAGACAUACUUAAGCAGCGUUUCGGGAAUACAACCCGGAUAGAACGUGAGCACCUGUCAAGGUUACGAAAACUCCCACCAGUGAAGUAG